AUGAUUUUUAUUAUAUUAUCAUAUCUCGCCGGUGUUCUUCUUGUUCUAAUAACAAGUAUGUUCUGGAUCCGACGCCAAAAGACAGCUGAUGAAUCUGGCAACCAUUCAAGAAUACAGCACCUGAAGACUCUCAAGACCCGCCACGAGACUGCAUCUGAUUUGCUGGAGCUGGUUCAGAUAGAUGGUGCGGGAGCAUGGCCACCGCGCACAGAUUUUGAGUCAUGGCCAAGUCCAUUGCGCCCUUACCAUGAUAUCUACUCCAAUAUUAUACCGCUUCUGUCUACUGCGGAACCCUCACUAGAUGAUGCUGUCAACAAGAAACUAGUCGGCGACUUUCGAUCACGUAUGAGAAAGAUGCUCGCGGAAAGAAUAAAUCUUGCGCAUGUCAAGGAAAUUAUGGCUGCGGCUGAGGCUGGAAAAUGGGAUGUCUUCCCUCGAGAUGCCUACAAUGGCUUCUACUGCUGCAUCGCUGUGUCGCGCCAUGCCUAUAGAUGGGGAACGAUUCCUGUUGUCGAAUUUGCCCAAAGAGAGCAGGUACUCGAGCUCCCACCUGAACUUGACUUGCCCUGGGACUAUCUGCAGCGCAACUUUGGCGUCACCGCUGCAAGUGGGAACAAUACAGCAAAUGUCCUGCUCAAUAUUAACAAACGAGGCGAAAGAGAGUACAAGAUAAAUGUUGCAAUGUCAAGUCUAAUAAAAUCAUCAGAGGAGACAUUUUUCCGAAUUUUCUUGGAUAUUGAGGUUUCGCCAUCAAUUUACCAGGCGUUUCCCAUCUAUUAUGAGAUGGUAUGUGCUAUCAUCAGCUAUGAAGACAAUAAUCGGGUGACUUGUUUAAAAUAUCUGGAGAGCAUCAGUUUCAGGCUUCGCCGCCUUCUGAGGUUGUUCUUCGAAAAUCUAAUCGAGUCACGCGUGUCGCAUUCCGUGUGGUUAAGCUACGUUCAGGGCUUCCAAGCCUGGGGAGUUGGAAGAAUAGUCAACGGGGAAGUCGUAAAGUACGACGGUCUUUCGGGAAACCAAGUUUUAAUCUUCCAAGCCUUGGAUGCUUUCUUGGGCAUGGACAGUUAUCUUUCUGACGAACAAUCCAACAGGUAUAUUCCAGUCAACCAGAGAAAGAUUUGCCAUUCCUUGAGGAAGCAUUCUUUUCGAAAAAGUGCUCAAGCCAAUGGGUACAUAAAAAUCGAAUAUGGUUUCAAAAAUAUUGUAAACCACCUGAGAGUAUGGACUAUCCUUUCGUACUAUUCCCUACAAAUAGACUGUUAA
Trichophyton verrucosum HKI 0517 is the source of this 1260-nucleotide messenger RNA. RefSeq lists its product as uncharacterized. Gene Ontology annotation, molecular function: heme binding; metal ion binding; indoleamine 2,3-dioxygenase activity. NCBI's taxonomy places the organism in Eukaryota, Fungi, Ascomycota, Eurotiomycetes, Onygenales, Arthrodermataceae. Gene Ontology annotation, biological process: 'de novo' NAD+ biosynthetic process from L-tryptophan. The transcript has 3 exons. The record is from RefSeq and is a predicted model, not a curated record. Gene Ontology annotation, cellular component: cytoplasm. Bases 1 to 1260 code for a protein of 419 amino acids.